AUGAAGCCGCGAUUAAACAAUCGACUGAAGGGAAAUUCGUACUAUGAAUACUCCAUCAAGCACGGGACGUACGACAUCGACGAGGCGGUGGCGUACAUAGAGAGGAGCUCCUUCUCCAGAAGUUGCGGCGGAGUAGGGCGUGCGGGAAGUCGCAAUCGCAGCGGCGGCGAUAGCAGUUUAGGUAGCCAUUCAUAUGGCAGUUCAGAUAGCAGUUUAGAUAGCAAUUUAGAUAGAAGUCUAGAUAGCAAUUCAUAUGGCAGUCUAGAUAGCGGUUUACAUAGCAGUUUACAUAGCAGUCUCGAUGGUAGCCGCAACAGCAGCCACAGGCGUAGCUGGAGCCGAUGCGUCCAUCGCAGGGGCAGAUGGGGCAACACCCUGCAACGGAAACUCCUGCGCCUGAUGCGCGAGGAGAAGAAGCACAUGCGGAAUGGCACCCACAAGCAGAGAGAGCCGUCGAAAGCGAAGAGGCGAUCGAAGGACCAUGAGGAGGAUCACCUCGAAGGAGGAGAAUCGGGGUUGAUGUACGUGCAUGAUACCUGCGAACAAAUUUUAAAUAGCGGAAAAGCAUUCAGCCAAGGCACAGACAGGUACAUCAUUCUGAACAGAAGAAAUCAAAUCAAAAAGAUAAGCCUAAACGAAAUGAACGAACUUCUUACAGAAAUUAUCUACACAACUAUGACAAGGGACAAUUUGGAAAAUAGCCUCCUGGACCUUCUAGGAGAAGAACACAUCGAUUUCAUAUUCAACAUUAUUAAGAACAAGGAAAACAUAAAAAGAGAUAUCAAACUGUUAAGCAAGUAUGUGGAUGUAAAGGAAAAAAUUCUCGCAUCGAAUUUCUUCAUAACUGAUAAAACGAUGGACGGAAUUAACAGCAGAAAAAAUAUUUUCAUAAAAAAGGAAAACAUCGAAAAAAUUGUAGAUUUCUUUCUAUAUACAUUAAGAGAAAACAAUUUUGGAGAUGUGAAAAAAAUUUACAUACCUAAUGAAGAGAACAAAUUGGAAGAAAUCCAGGUGCCCAGAAAUACCUCCUACUCCUACACAGACAAUGUGACCAAAGUGAGGAUCAACAGAUUAGAGAACUUUCAAUUCAGUAAAGACGAGUUAGUUCCCGUCAAGGUGUUGCCCUUUUGGCACAGAUACAUUUUCGAGUUCGAACAUUUUAACUAUGUACAGUCCAAAGUUUUUAAGGCUGCUUUUCAGACGAAUAAGAAUUUACUCGUCUCGGCGCCCACUGGGUGUGGAAAAACCAACAUCGCCUUGUUGGUCAUCCUGCAGCAGAUUAGCCUCUUCUGUGAACAGAACGGGAUCAGCCUGGAAAGAGUCGCCCAGGCUUACCUGGUCCGCUGCGGUGACGACGGGAGCACCCAGGAGAUUAACCAUGCAAACAUACAUAAGGCGCAGCGAAACGGACAGGUGAUCCAUCACCCCCUGAAAGGGGAAUUCCCAAGUGAGGACCGGUUAAAAGGGGACCCACUAAAUGGAGACCCCACAAAUGAGGACGCUCCAAAUGAGGACGCUCCAAAUGAAGACCCCACAAAUGAGGAUCUCCCAAUUGGGGACCUCCCCACCGGAGAUCCCCUGAAUGAGGACCCCCCAAGCGACGAGGGCGCCAGCGACGAGGCCCCCUCCCGCGGUGGAAACUCCAUAAGCGCAAAAGAAUUCAAAAUUAUCUACAUAGCCCCCAUGAAAUCCCUCGUCUUCGAAAUAACCAACCUCUUCCAAAGGAAGCUAAAAAUUUUUAACCUAAAGGUGUGCGAGUACACAAAGGAGCACAGCCUUACCUCCAAACAGUUGGAAGAAGUGCACAUAAUAGUAACCGUCCCGGAGAAGCUAGACAUCCUUUUAAGAAAUAGCAGUUACUCCACCACGGUAUCUGACGAGUCAUUAAUUAAGCACAUCAAAUGCCUGAUCCUUGAUGAAGUACAUUUGCUAAAUACAGACAGAGGUGACGUGAUCGAAACGAUUGUUGCUCGAUUUUUACGAUACUCGGAAACGUCCCAGUCGGUGAGAAGGAUAAUGGCCAUGUCAGCCACGCUACCGAAUUACAACGACGUGAGGGAUUUUCUAAAAGUGGAAAAGGACAUGUGUUUCUACUUCAAUGAAAGCUACCGAUCCAUCCAGCUGGACAAAACGCUCUACGGAAUACAUGAAAAAAAUAUGAACAAGUUGAAUACAGCCAAAAAUAUAUAUGCCUAUGGCGAAAUUAUAAAUGCGCUGAGGAAAGACAAGCAGUGCAUCAUCUUUGUGUGCUCAAGAAAUGACACCAAUAAAACGAUACAAUUCCUAAUAGACUAUGCUGUGAAAAAUGGUGAGAUCGAUUACUUCGUCACUAACCUCUACACAGAUAGUAACAUAAAUAAGAGAAUUAAAAAAUCGAAUAACAUGUAUGUGAAACAGUUUUAUGAAUUUGGCUGCUCCGUGCACCACGCGGGCAUGUCGAGAUCGGACAAAAUAUUGGUGGAAGAUUUAUUCAAAAAAAAGGCCUUCAAUGUAUUAUGCUGCACUUCUACUCUAGCGUGGGGAGUUAACCUACCUGUCCAUACCGUCAUCAUCAAAGGUACCAAUUUUUUCUCCUCUGAAAGCGGAAAAAUGGAAGAUAUGGACAUUCUCGACAUUAACCAAAUAUUCGGAAGAUGCGGCAGACCGCAGUACGAAGAUCACGGACAUGCUAUCCUCAUAACGGAAAGGACAAAACUGUACAAGUAUAUCAAACUGCUAACCAAUAAUACCAUCAUCGAAUCGAGCUUUUUAAAAAAUAUAGAAAAUCACUUAAACGCAGAAAUAAGCAUAGGGACAACCAAAAAUGUGGAGGAUGGCAUCAAGUGGCUAGAAUAUACCUACCUGUACGUCAGAAUGAAAAAAACCCCCAACCUGUACGAUGCCGAUCUGACCACAGACAUACAUCUGUACAACAAAAGAAAGGAAAUUAUCCUAAAGACGAUUCAAAACUUGAGUGAAAAUAAGUUAGUAAGGAGAGUACUCCUGACAAACGACUUUAUAGGAACCUUCUAUGGACACAUAGCAGCCAAGUACUAUGUGGAUUAUCAAACCAUCGGCAUUUUCGCGGCAAACAUUGACCGAAGCAAUUACGUAGAAGUCAUCGACGUUAUCAGCAAAUCAAAAGAAUUCGAAAAUAUACAAAUUCGAAAUGAAGACAUGAACGAUUUCCUGUGGUUAAAAAGUAGAUGUGAAAUUAAGGAACAGUACGACGAAUCAAAAUCCAUGACGUUACGCAUAUUGAUCGAAUCCUAUCUGAGAAGGAUACAAAUAAAUAACUUCUCCCUCAUUUGCGAAAUUAACUAUGUCAUACAGAACAUCAUCCGCAUUUUAUAUGCCUACUAUGAAAUAUGCCUUAACAUCCUCAAAAAUAUUUCCAACUUAAUUAUGAACACCCAUAAUCUUAUUGUAUCCAUUUUGAGGAGACUUCCCAUCAACUCUUGCGUCUUCAGGCAUUUCUGCUACAGAAACGAGUUACUAGAAAAGAAGAACAUGACAUUUUCUAGCCUCCCCGCCAAAGGGGGGAAAAACAGAAACGCUCCCCCAGAAGAUAAUGCAGCUUCUCACACGAACCAUCUCCUCUACAGGGGGAAGUACGUAAAUCCGAGAGAAAUUUCCGAGGAGCAGGAGUACGGUCAUAAUCAUGAUUUCCAUGACACACCACAGGGGAGAUACCGGAAAAAUCAAAACUACACGGUCUACCUAAAAGAGUCCGUGGUAAACAUUCUAGAAAAAAAAAAACUAACACACGAAUCUGUCGACACGUUAACCAAAAGCGAACUUCUUUUCUUUCUAAGAAAUGAAGUCUACACCAACCAAAUUCUGUACUACAAGAAUGUAAUUCCAAACUUACACAUCGAAGGAUACAUUCAGCCCAUAACACAGACGAUCAUGAAAAUAAAUCUCCAAGUGCAACUCACCAAUACUAUUUGGUCAGACCAAUGGAAUGACAUUCAGGAAAACUUUCACCUUUUCUUAUUGAAUACACUCAAUAAUGACAUUUUAUAUUUCCAAAAGUUCUCUAUUCAUAAAAAAGACAGGAAAAAAAUCCAUGACAUUUCUUUCGAAUUCCCUCUCUCAAAUCAAAUGCCCCCUCAAAUCACUGUCCAGUUUUUAUCCAUGAAUUGGUGCAAUUUGUCCUACGUCCAUAUUUUCAAUACAAACAACUUGUUCAUUAAUCAGAAAAUUAAUAUAUUUUCCGAAAUCCUUCCCGUCAUUCCCCUAUCGACGCAAAUUUUGAAAAUCGCUAGCUACAUCAAGUUCUUUCCCUUCCGGUACUUCAACCCUAUUCAGACUCAGAUGUUCCACGCGACGUUCCACACGGACGAGAAUAUCCUUCUGGGGGCCCCUACAGGAAGCGGCAAGACCGUCAUCGGAGAGCUGUGCAUCCUGAGGAACCUGCUGCACCACGAACGCCAAAAAGCCGUGUACGUAUGCCCCAUGAAAGCCAUUGUAAAUGAGCGACACAAGAGCUGGACGAGCAAAUUUAAGAGCCUCCUAAACAAAAACGUAAUUGAACUGACAGGAGAUAAGAACGAAAAUAAAGAAAACAUCGCAGAAAGUGACAUAAUAAUAUGUACACCGGAAAAAUUAGACGUUAUAUCCAGAAAUUGGAAAAAUAAAAAAUUCGUGCAAAACGUCAAUUUGAUCAUUUUUGAUGAGAUACAUUUACUGGGGCAGGAAAACAGAGGAGGUGUCAUUGAAAUUUUAAUUAAUCGAUUUAAAAAUAUGGAACAGUACUUGAAUAGAAAAAUAAGACUCGUUGGAUUAACCACCGUCAUCACGAGUGUAGACGAUUUGAUUUUAUGGCUAGAUGUGAAAGAAAACUACCUUUUUAAUUUCCCGUCCUCAUGCCGCAUAGUACCUUGUAAAACGCACAUUCUAGGGUUCACCCAAAAGGCAUACUGCGCACGAAUGUCCGUAAUGAACAAAAACGUCUUCGAUGCUAUUAACCAAUAUGCACAAUCUAAGAAUGUACUAAUAUUUGUUUCGUCCAGGAGACAAACCAGAGUUACGGGAUACGACAUAAUUUCCCUGAAUCUCAGUUCUCACAACCUCAACUUUUUGCAUACGGAAAAUUUGCUGAAUGAUAAAAGCCAUAUCCAGUUUUUACUUAACAGUAGACAUGACGAUGACAGCCAUUUGGACAACGACAGUGGUGACGACGAACCAAAUGAUCUGCCCGAUUACACCGCCCUAAUGAACAAAAACUUAUCUGUAGAAGAAAAAACGCAAGUAGCUAACAUGCUAUUCCAAAACUACCUGAACAUAAUCGAAAAUGAACACUUGAAAGAUUUGCUCAAGUACGGAAUAGGAAUCCAUCAUGCUGGGCUAAAUGAAAAUGACAAAAACAUUGUAGAAUAUUUUUUUUUAAAUAAAAUAAUUCAGAUACUUAUAUGCACGUCCACCUUAGCAUGGGGAAUUAACCUCCCAGCCUAUCUAGUAAUCAUAAAGGGAAAUGAAUUCUACGACGCCAAAACGAAGAAGUACAAAGAUAUUUCCUACACAGAUUUACUACAGAUGAUUGGCAGAGCUGGAAGACCACAAUUUGACGACAAAGCUUUAGCCAUUUUGCUAGUCCAAGAAAGAAGAAAAAAUGCAAUAAAAAAUUUUCUCUAUCAUCCUAUGAAUAUAGAAUCCAAUAUUCUUGAAAAUUUAAAUGAACACAUAAAUGCAGAAAUUUGCUCCAAAGUUAUAAACAACAGGGAAGACAUUUUUAACUACCUUACCAAGUCGUAUUACUUUAAAAGACUCUUUUCGAACCCCUCUUACUACAUCAAAGAUGUGCAAUAUGUCCAACUAUUUGAUAAUAACACGUUGUCUAAUCAAGCCAAGAAGGUUAUAUAUGAGCAUGUGAACAAAAUUAUCGACAGUACAAUCAGCUUUUUGCAGAUCAAUAAGUGCAUACAAGUGACGAUGGAGGAUUACAUGCACACUUAUUGCGCAACCCCCCUGGGGCAUAUUGCCUCCGUGUACUACUUGAAAUGUGAAACGGUGUCUUUUUUUUACAAAAUGAUUGAGCAGAGUUGUGGGCGGCCUAAUGGUGUGGAAGGCGAAAAUGAUAAGACGGAAGAGCACAGUGGACACCUCGAAAAUGGCAACCAUGUGGUAGAUCACGGAGAGGCAGCCAUGGACUUGGGGGAAGACACCUAUGGAGAAGCGAUAAACGAUCAGAUAAGCGGCGAGAUAAACGAGGAGAUAAGCGGCUCACCGAACGAAGAUCACUGCGUGGAGGAGAAAUCAACCACCCCCGACCACCGUGACGAUGGUAACAACCACGGCCAAUCGCGCCGCCGUCAUCAUCGCCGCCACCUCGCGCAGGCAAAGGAACUCAACUUUUACGGGCUGUUCGCCCUGAUCGCGCAGGCCAGGGAGUUUGAUGACGUCCCCCUGAGGCACAAUGAAGACAAGUACAACGUGAAACUGAGAAACCAAAUUCCCCUAGACAUCGACAUGAAUAUGAAAAAUGUCAAAACGUAUCUCCUGCUCCUCUCCCGUCUGUAUGAAUGCACCUACGAAACGGUAGACUAUAACAUCGACUUGAAAUUAGUCAUGGAUCAAAUAGCAAGAGUUAUUAACGGAUUCAUUGACAUAUGCUUACUCUUUGGCAAGUAUAAUUAUAUACAAAAUUUGAUCCUCAUAUAUCAGUGCAUUAACCAGAAAAUUCAGCCCAGCCAAAAUUCCCUGCACCUGAUUAAGAACAUAAAGGACAGUCAGCUAGCCAAAUUGGCAGAAUUGCAAAUCAAAAAUUUAAAGGACCUACUAAAAUUUGAUAAAUCCUUUUUAUAUUCACUUAACAUCUUCCAUACCUCUCAGUUGGAUUUUAUUUUUCAAAUCCCCUCUCUAACUAGCAGCAUCAAAUUAUUUCGCAAAAGUAUUAACCUUAGUAACGAUUUUCCGCAAAAGAAAUAUAACAUUGUCAGCAUUCCUUGUGUGAGUCAUCUAAAAAAUGAAAAUAAAUUUUUUUUUCAAAUGAAACAUCAUGAUCCGAACGAAAUUGUCAUUAGAGUUUUUUUUUGUUUCUUUCAUAAAGCGUCGCAGGAUGCCAUUUCUGGUGCCACCCCUAGUGCGAAUGUGCAGUGGUACGCCAUCCUGCACGAUUGUGAUCAAGACGAAUCGAUUUCCAUCAAGCGCUUCAACAAUUCGGCCCUAAAGAAAACAUCAUCCGUCUCGUUCACUUUGGAAGACCUAGUACAGGGGACGUACCACUUUGCCGUGUACGCACAUAGUGACACCUUCUACGGAAUAGACCACGAGGUCCACUUCCAGCUUUCUGUUGAAUAA
This is a messenger RNA of Plasmodium inui San Antonio 1, 7281 nucleotides long. RefSeq names its product adenosinetriphosphatase. Gene Ontology annotation, molecular function: ATP binding; ATP hydrolysis activity; nucleic acid binding. Lineage: Eukaryota; Apicomplexa; Aconoidasida; Haemosporida; Plasmodiidae. The transcript is spliced from 6 exons. The record is from RefSeq and is a predicted model, not a curated record. The coding region runs from base 1 to 7281 and encodes 2426 amino acids.